Molecule: messenger RNA, 1270 nt
Organism: Tupaia belangeri chinensis (Chinese tree shrew)
Lineage: Eukaryota; Metazoa; Chordata; Mammalia; Scandentia; Tupaiidae
Gene: GEMIN8
Product: gem nuclear organelle associated protein 8
Exons: 5
Coding region: 232-951 (239 amino acids)
Biological process (GO): spliceosomal snRNP assembly
Cellular component (GO): SMN complex
Source: RefSeq, a predicted model, not a curated record
CCACGUGAACCGACACCGGAAGCGCGCGCUUCGUCGCCCGGGCAACAGCCACAUUCCCUACUCCCACCCCCGGUCUCUCCCAAGAAAAGUAGGCCCCCGCUCGCCCACCGCCCAGGAUCUGCAGCCUGCGCGCCCACGAGCUGGUAUCUGAAUAAAAGAGAUCGCCCGAGACAGCCUUCCCCUCGGAGAGAUGUCUAGGGUCCAGUGCCCAUUCAGACUUGGCAAUUCGUGAUGGCAGCAAAGACGUCAACAUCAAAAGCUCCCCACAUGUGGUAUUCUCAUCCAGUAUAUGCAAGAUACUGGCAACAUUAUCAGCAAGCGAUGGCUUGGAUGCGAAGCCACCAGGUUGCCUACAGGAAGGCCGUGGAGUCCUAUUUCUCUUCCCCGUGGUACUUCCCUCCUUCAGUUCUCCAUAGCACUUAUGGUCAUGAGGCUGGGUAUCCUGGGUCCAGUGCCCAUCACGUGCCCCCACCACCUUCCCACUGCAGUUACUCAGCUUUCAGAAGGUCUGGGCAGCACGCAUAUGACAGCAGCAGGAUCCAGACAUCCACAGUAGAAGACCAAGCUUUGUCCAAAGAAGAAGAGGCAGAAAGUGAGUCAGAUGAGGAGGUGGAGUAUGACCUGAGCAACAUGGAAAUCACUGAAGAGCUCCGCCAGUACUUUGCAGAAACCGAGAGGCACAGAGAAGAACGACAGCGGCAGCAGCAGCUGGAGGCAAUGCGCCUGGACGACUACGUGAACGCCGACCACGACCUGUACUACAACCCCCGCCGGUCAGUCGAGCCCCCAGCCGAGAGGCCCGGCGAGCGGCGCAAGGCCGAGAUGCAGCGUUUGUACGGGGACAGCGCCGCCAAGAUCCUGGCCAUGGAGGCUGCGGUGCAGCUGAGCUUUGACAAGCACUGUGACAGAAAGCAGCCCAAGUACUGGCCCGUCAUUCCCCUGAAGUUCUGAUCUCUGGCACAAGGGCCCCGACAUGUUUCUGAAAGGGGUCCGUCCCCAAUCUCACCCCCUUCCUUUUGGAUACACAUUCUUCUCUCCUUCUGUACUUUACUUAGGGAAAGGGGUCUUUCUACUGAAAGAGAAGCAUGUUCACCAGAGUCUCAGUGCGGGUGGAUAUCGUAUGCCAGCCACUUGGAAGACAGAGGAUGUAUACUGUUGCCAUCGUGAGAGUUUCUCUUGGCACCAAAUGAUGAUUUUGUAUAUAUCACACUUUUUUUUAUGUUGCCAGUAGUAGUGUUUGAUUCAUUAAAGUCCUUGCCUAGAUAUACAG